Messenger RNA from Juglans regia (Persian walnut), 394 nucleotides. RefSeq lists its product as uncharacterized. The record is from RefSeq and is a predicted model, not a curated record. The transcript has 2 exons. Lineage: Eukaryota; Viridiplantae; Streptophyta; Magnoliopsida; Fagales; Juglandaceae. The coding region runs from base 33 to 302 and encodes 89 amino acids.
UGCCCAGGAAGAUCAAAGUGAAAGGGAAGUUGAUGGGUUUGUGGCACAAGUUUCUUUUCCCUCAUCAUCCUGUCAAGCCUCCCAAAACUGGUGCUGGGCUUUUGAAGCUUCACAAUGAUGUACAAAGCUGUGAAUAUCAGGAUGUCCAUGUGAUGUGGGAAAUGCUGAGGAAAUCAGAAUCAGGGCCACCAAGAGGUCGCCAAUGCCAUCCCAAGCGCAAGCAAAGGCCCUUUUGGAGGCUCUUUCUGUGGUCUAACAACCAUAAUGCAGCCUCAUCCUUGUCUGCUGAUCAAGCUAAUUAAAACAACAUUCACAUAGAUUUAUAAAUGCUCUAAGAAUAAUACAUAGUUGAUCGAUGUCCUACAGUACUGCUACAUGAAAUGGCAUCGUCUUU